AUGACGGGCUUUGAUUGGGCAUUUAUUGAUGCCGAGCAUGCUCCAUUCACACCCGUCCUCCUGGCCAAUAUCAUCAACACGAUCAGCACGGCCAGCAACUCCAAGACCAUUCCGGUCGUGCGUGUCCCAGCCAUGGAGCCAAGCUUCAUCUCCGUGGCAUUGAACGCUGGAGCUGCUGGAAUCGUGCGCCCUCAUACCGAAACUAGAGAAGACGCACUCCAGUUGAUUGAAGCUUGCCGCUAUCCACCCUUGGGCAAGAGAUCCUACGGCCCUUGGGCAUGGAUGCCCGGCGUCAACGACGCUGUUCCUCAAGGAAAGACGCUUUUCGACGCACACAACGAGUCUAUUGCGUGCAUUGCUCAGAUUGAAAGUCGCCUCGGGUUGCAGAACAUGGAGGAUAUCAUAAGCCUCGAAGGAAUAGAUGCAAUCAUGAUCGGCAUGGGUGACCUCAGGUUGGACAUGGGUCUGCCUCUCCACAUUGGAAAUGAACCCGAAUAUGUUGAAGCUAUCCAAAAGCUUGAAGCCACAAUGGAAGAGCGCGUUCGCAAAGGAUACAAGUUGUUGAUGGUCGGUGCCGACAGUCUUUCCUUGGUCUAUGGACUGGCCGUGGCUGGUCGCACCUCCCGCGCCACGAUCGUUCAAGUCCAGGCUGACAUGGCCAAAGAAGGCGAAGGCAACGAUUCUGAUGUCAAAGACCAGGCGUGA
Serendipita indica DSM 11827 is the source of this 705-nucleotide messenger RNA. NCBI's taxonomy places the organism in Eukaryota, Fungi, Basidiomycota, Agaricomycetes, Sebacinales, Serendipitaceae. The record is from the annotation of a GenBank genome assembly.